AAGCUGAAAAAAGCGAGAAUGGAAUGGAUGUGACAACCAUCAAGGAGGCUCAUCCUGAACUAGCAGAGUACAAUUUGGAUGACUAUGAUGAAGUGAAGCCUGAGGGACAAGGUAAUAAAUAUGGAUAUUAUGUAUAUAUAUUUGACUGUUAAGAAUGGAUCUAAAAAUGGCUAUAUAAUUUCAUUCAUCUUUUUUAUAUGUAUUUUACAGAGGCAACGAUUUUCAGUAACUUGAACGGACUAACGUAUUAUGCUUCAAAUCGCGAGGAUCCAUAUAUCACGUUGAGGGAUGAGGAAGAUGAAGAUGAGGAAGAUAUUUUGAUUCAAUCAACCGAUAACUUGUUGUUAGCCGCCAAGACUGAGGACGAUAUUUCACAUUUGGAAAUCUAUCUGUAUGAUGAAUCCCAGGAAACAGGAGAAGGAGGUCACAUGUAUGUCCAUCAUGAUAUCAUGCUCCCUGCUUUCCCUCUCUGCCUUGAAUGGUUGGAUUUCCGUGUUGGUCGUAAGAGUGCGGUCCAGGGGCCUGGAAACUAUGUGGCCGUGGGAACUUUUGAUCCCGAGAUUGAGAUUUGGGAUCUGGACACAAUUGAUACUAUGUAUCCGGAUGCCAUCUUGGGCGCGCAGAACAGUGGCGAUAAGAAGAAGAAGAAGAAUGCCAAAAAGUCCAAGAAACCAAACAAGGAAUAUCAUACGGAUGCAGUGAUGGCUCUCGCUUGGAACAAACAGCAUCGCAAUAUUUUGGCGUCAGCCUCUGCAGAUACAACUGUUAAAUUGUGGGAUCUAACAACACAACAGUGUGCGCAUUCGUUUACACAUCACACGGAUAAAGUUCAAGCUUUGGCUUGGAAUCCUCUCGAGUCCACAGCGUUGAUCACGGGUUCCUAUGACAAAACCGUCGCAGUCUUUGAUUCCAGAGCCCCUGACGCACGUGCCACAUGGAGAUUGAAAGCGGAUGUAGAGUGCUUGCGUUGGGAUCCUCAUGAUUCUCAUUGCUACUAUGUCUCAACAGAUGAUGGGAUGGUCCAGUACUUUGAUGCGCGCAACAGCGGUGCUCAACCGAUCUUUAGACUUCAUGCACAUGAUAAAGCGGUGUCAGCCAUGGAUGUGAACUCGACCGUUCAAGGAUGUAUCGUCACGGGAUCAACCGAGGGUGUAGUCAAGGUUUGGGAUGUGAAAGAGAACCGACCCUCGAUGGUGACGAGUCGUAAUGUCAAGAGUGAUCUGGGCCAGGUCUUUUCGAUCACGUUCUGUCCGGAUGCACCAUUCAAUUUGGCAAUGGCUGGAUCGGCGGGCAAGGUCCAAAUCUGGGAUAUUGCAACCAAUGCUGGUGUUCGGAGAGCGUUCGAGGGUCGAUCGAUCAUUGUUGCGAAUGCAAACACAGAGGAGAAGAUCGUGGCCAUGGCUAGUGAUGAUGAACCAGAGUCGGAAGAAGAAAUGGACGGUGCUGAUAUUGAUAUGAAUGAAGUUGCAGAGAGUGAUUAUGAAGAGGAGAGUGGAGAUGAUGUUUAAAAAAAAAAAAAAAAAAAAAAAAAAAAGUAGCAUAGAGAGCCAUACAUCUGCCAAUAAUCCUGACAGGGGACAAAAAGAAAUUCAUAUUCAUAUUCAUAAUAGCAUACAAUAUCAUCAUUCAAAGUUAUUUUUUGUUUUCGCUUUAUUACUUGCUUUCACAAAACAAUAGAAAGGGUGGUGUAGAUGUACAAGUUGACUCAGUUUGAGAUAGAGGAAACAAAGUAAAGAGAAACAAGAGAUAAUUAAAGACUGAUGGGACAGACAGAAAGGAGUAGAGAGAUGGAGAUUGAGAGAAAGGAUUGUAUUUUUUUUUUUUUUUUUUUUCUUUGGUAUCUACAU
Lobosporangium transversale is the source of this 1847-nucleotide messenger RNA. Its product is annotated as WD40-repeat-containing domain protein. Bases 198 to 1508 code for a protein of 436 amino acids. Gene Ontology annotation, cellular component: nucleus. The record is from RefSeq and is a predicted model, not a curated record. Gene Ontology annotation, biological process: rRNA processing. Lineage: Eukaryota; Fungi; Mortierellomycota; Mortierellomycetes; Mortierellales; Mortierellaceae. Gene Ontology annotation, molecular function: protein binding. The transcript is spliced from 3 exons.